Molecule: messenger RNA, 3156 nt
Organism: Lethenteron reissneri (Far Eastern brook lamprey)
Lineage: Eukaryota; Metazoa; Chordata; Hyperoartia; Petromyzontiformes; Petromyzontidae
Product: potassium voltage-gated channel subfamily A member 1-like
Biological process (GO): protein homooligomerization; action potential; potassium ion transmembrane transport
Cellular component (GO): membrane; voltage-gated potassium channel complex
Molecular function (GO): protein binding; delayed rectifier potassium channel activity
Source: RefSeq, a predicted model, not a curated record
CCUCUCCCUCCUCGCUCCGCGUGAAGCUGCGCACAGGAGGAGGAGGAGACGCGGCGCGCCAGCGAGCUGCCCGUGACGGGACGUCAACCCAGAUCUCUACAUAAACUCCCAGGCACUGUCCAGCCAUGACCAUCGCCAGCGCCAACAACAGCAUCACGGGCCAUGGCAGCACGGGCAGCCUCUACAACCCGACGAACGAGACGCGUGACUGCGUGCGCGCCGUCACGCGAGAGGACAUACGUGCGCACCUCCUCGACAGCAACGAGCGCGUGGUCAUCAACGUGGCCGGCAUGAAGUUCGAGACGUGCGCGCGGACCCUCGCCCAGUUCCCCGACACCCUGCUGGGCGACCCGGCGCGACGCGCCCAGCACUUCGACCCCCUGCGCAACGAGUACUUCUUCGACCGCAACCGGCCCAGCUUCGACGCCAUCCUCUACUACUACCAGUCGGGCGGGCGGCUGCGCAGGCCCGCCAACAUCCCCUUCGACUUGUUCUCCGAGGAGAUCCGCUUCUUCGAGCUGGGCGAGGAGACGAUCCAGCGCUUCCGCGAGGAUGAGGGCUACAUCCGCGAGGAGGAGAGGCCGCUGCCCGAGUCGGAGCUCAAGCGCCAGGUCUGGCUGCUCUUCGAGUACCCCGAGAGCUCGAGUGCGGCCCACCUCGUCGCGAUUCUCUCCGUUGUCGUCAUCUUAGUGUCAAUUUUCAUCUUCUGCAUGGAAACGCUGCCGCAAUUCCGAGACCAUGUUGAUCAAGAAGAGCAGUUCAAUGCCACCGAAAUUUCUUCAACCGCCAGUUUUGCCACAGAUCCAUUUUUUCUGGUGGAAACCCUUUGUAUCGUGUGGUUUUCCUUCGAGCUCGUCGCACGAUUCCUCUCGUGCCCUAGCAAAACUGCGUUCUUCCAAAACAUCAUGAACAGCAUCGACGUGGUGGCCAUCAUGCCGUACUUCAUCACGCUCGGAAUGGAGCUGGCCGAGCAGCAGGGCAACGGUCAGCAGACCAUGUCGCUCGCCAUCCUGCGCGUCAUCCGCCUGGUGCGCGUAUUCCGGAUCUUCAAGCUCUCGCGCCACUCCAAGGGCCUCCAGAUCCUGGGCCAGACCCUCAAGGCGAGCAUGCGCGAGCUGGGGCUGCUCAUCUUCUUCCUCUUCAUCGGCGUCAUCCUCUUCUCGAGCGCCGCCUACUUCGCCGAGGUAGACGAGCCUAAAACGUACUUCACGAGCAUCCCGCACGCGUUCUGGUGGGCCGUGGUCACCAUGACGACGGUUGGCUACGGUGACAAGGUACCCGUGACGGUGGGUGGCAAGGCGGUGGGGUCGCUGUGCGCCAUCGCCGGCGUGCUCACCAUCGCGCUGCCCGUGCCCGUCAUCGUGUCCAACUUCAACUACUUCUACCACCGCGAGACCGACGUCGACGACUCGCACUCUGGCAAGGCCCACUCUCCGGAGCACUCUGCCGCCAGGAUGUCAAUCGUCCAGUCGCUGAGGAGGAGCGCACCGAGCACGCCCGUCCACGCACCAGGCUCCAUGAGCAAGAGCGACAACACGCGCACACACACAUAUGUGGCCAACAGCUUUGAGCAUCAGUGCAAGCCCACCGAUGUGUGAAGGCCACGUGGCCAUUGGUUGGAAAUGUUCAACCCUUUUGUCUAAAUUCAUGUAGCCUCUGUGUACUAUACAUUUUUUUCCAUGUUUUGUUUUUGGGUGGGGGUUAUUUACCUUUUUGAAAUGCAUUGGCAGUAUUUUCAUAUCUUUUGUUUACUUUUAUACUUAUCUUUAUACAUACAUUGCUUUUUUCCGAAUGCUUAACACAUAUGUGAAAAUAUUUCCGACGUUUGUUUGUUUUUUGAAAUCUCGAAUGGUAUGCAAUUUGUAUGUGUUUAUAAUCUAUCGUCUCAGAUACCGACAUGGCCUUGUUUGAAUUAGUUUCAAUUAUGAAAUGAUUACCGCACUAUGAAUUGCUUUGCAAGUCCUGUGUUUCUCGGCUUUCCCGAGAGCUUUUGUUGAUGCUCAUAAGCACUUUAACGCAAUGCAAUCACUUGAAAAGCUUGGAAUGAGUUAAUUGCCAGGUGAAAGCCACUUAACUUAAUCCUGUAACUUUCUGCCAUCUUGCUUUUUUUGCUGUAUACUUUAAAUCGUUUUGCGUUGGUAAAUUCUAAUAUAUAAGCGACUGGCGAGACGUUCGUAGUAAUGAUAUAUGCAUGCCGAAUAAUAAUUACAAGUAAGCAUCAAUAAUGUAAACUGAUGUUCAUAUCUAAUCUCAUUAGAAAUGUAAAUUGUAUAAGUCAGUGGUUCCCAACCGUUCUGGCCCCGCCGACCACAGUCCAAUCAAGACAUCUUCGUUGACCACCACGUGGGAAUAGCAGUCCGCCAUAACAUUCAAUACAACCCUGUUCAUUAAAAAGCAAUAAAAAAACAUUAACUUGCUAUUAAUUCAAUCUUCUAAAUAAUUGUGCAAUGGGCAGUCAGUAAUUUUUUGUUAAAAAAAAACGUUAGUACGGAUCUGCAACAGUUCCACUGGCAAGUGUACCCACGGCCUUGCAGAUGGACAGUGGCCCACGGACCAGAGACUGGGAACUGCUGGUCUGUGUUAAUGUAGUUUGUGAUGUCUGCCUUGGAGUUUGUAGACUGUAGGGCUUCCUCGAGCUGUCACUGUGUUUGAUUUCACAGGACUCAUGUGCAAGAAUCAAUAUCACUGUUUAGAGUUUAUUUUGUGAGUGGACCAUUUGAAAAGGAGAAAAUGUUUCUUAAGUGGUGAAUGUCUUAUACACAAGCCCACGUCUUUGUAGUCACAGGAUCUCUCUGUCCCAUCAGCCUGUUGGCUCAUGAGCAGCAGCAGGCAAUUCACAAUUUAUGUUUUUUGUAAGCUUGGCGUUAGAGACAAUUGCACUCAAAUUAAGUAGCUUUGAAAUGCAACUCAAGCGACGCGCAUUACUCUUGGGACUACGGAAGAGCAAUUAGGAUGAUGGCUUAGAAUUGGAAGCUUAGAUUAGGAUUGGGAUGUGUAAAUCGUUAGUUGGCUUGUGUACUGAAGUUGAAAUAACUCGUGAGAGACCAGCCUUUGAUUGUAGUCAUCGUGGUGGGAAUCUCGGCACAACACGCCGUUGCUGUGUGAAGGCCAUUCCAUGAUGUUUUGUAUGUACCAGAUGUUUGUGUCAUCAUUGAC